Molecule: messenger RNA, 1374 nt
Organism: Cyphellophora europaea CBS 101466
Lineage: Eukaryota; Fungi; Ascomycota; Eurotiomycetes; Chaetothyriales; Cyphellophoraceae
Exons: 3
Coding region: 1-1374 (457 amino acids)
Biological process (GO): secondary metabolite biosynthetic process
Molecular function (GO): FAD binding; monooxygenase activity
Source: RefSeq, a predicted model, not a curated record
AUGCCGGAGCUUCAUGUAGGUAUCUGUGGGGGAGGCAUUGGCGGUCUAGCGGCUGCCAUCGCCAUCCGGCGCGCCGGCUGCAAGGUCACCGUACUCGAGGCAGCGGCGGAGCUAGGUGAGAUAGGGGCCGGCAUACAGAUGACACCAAAUGUCGCCCGCCUGCUGAUGAGAUGGGGAACGGACAAAUAUAUCGGCGCCAACCUAGUCGAGUUCGAGGAGGUAUACCUACGAAGAAAGGAUGGGACCAAGGUUGGCUAUGCCCGGACGGUGCCUAAUAUACGGCGCAAUAUGUGCGGCGUGCCAUGGUGGUGCGUCCACCGCAUGCAUCUCCACAGCGGUCUCGCAGAAAGCGCGAAGGACCAUGGCGCCGAGAUCUGUAUUGACUCGCGCGUGGUCAAGAUUGACUGGCUGUCCUCGAAACAAGUACAGGUCACGACUGCACAAGGAAAGGAAUGGACAUUCGACCUGCUCAUCGGUGCCGACGGGUUGAGAUCCGUGGUGCGGAGCACCAUUCUGCCACACGUCAAACCUAGGCCUCCGACCAAGAACUGCGCGUAUCGCGCCAUCGUUCCCACUGAGGAGGUUGCCAAGGAUCCGGUUGCGAAGGAAUUGGUGGCGAAGGUGCAGAUGGACAUAUGGAUGAGCCCAGGGGCCUACAUUAUCUCCUAUCCGAUCUCAAACGGGAAAGACUUUAACAUGGUGGUCUCACAUCACAGGCCCAACUAUGUCGAAGAUGUGGAGGAUGUGGACAUGGACGAGUUUCGUACCGUCUAUCAGGAUUUCGACCCACGAAUCAAGAGAGUCCUGGACAUGGUGCCAACGACACGAAGGUGGCCUCUGCUCGUCACUGGCCCUCUAGAUACGUGGUCCACGCCACAGAAGAAUAUCGGCGACGCCGCACACUCGAUGGUCAACCACAUGGCUCAAGGCGCCGCGACAUCCAUGGAAGACGGCGCUUUCCUCGCGCUCACCCUGAAACGCGUGGCUGACGGGACUCUGACGUUAGCACAAGCAAUCGAGAUCUACGAGAAGACCCGGAUGCCACUAGCCUACAACAAGCAGCAGGUCUCCUUCAUCAACGGCUCCAUCUGGAUGAUGGAAGACGGCCCCGCUCAGCAAGCCCGCGACAAGGCCAUGGAGCCGGAGCUGAGGGGCGAGCAGCUCGUCCGCAGCCCGAACCUAUACUCGGACCCUUUCACAGCGCUCAGUAUCUUCGGGUACGACGCUGAGGCGGAUGCUGAGAAGGCCGUUGAGGCUUACUUGAAGAAGCAUGAGCCCUACAAUGCGACGACGGGCGUCACCGAUCGCGAGUGGGAGCGUUUCUAUGGAUAUUUUCACCCUGCUGGGAAUGAGGUCAUGGCGUCGAAGCUCUGA